Messenger RNA from Cokeromyces recurvatus, 1735 nucleotides. RefSeq lists its product as uncharacterized. The transcript is spliced from 6 exons. The record is from RefSeq and is a predicted model, not a curated record. Bases 151 to 1620 code for a protein of 489 amino acids. Gene Ontology annotation, molecular function: protein binding. Lineage: Eukaryota; Fungi; Mucoromycota; Mucoromycetes; Mucorales; Mucoraceae.
UUUUUUUCUUCGAGUUUAAGCAAUUCAGUUUUAACAAUCGAUCCAACAAAAAGCUUUUUUUUUUAUUUUUUAUUUUUUAAUAUAUUUAUAUAUUUAUUUAUAUACAUACACAUAUAGUUUCUUGAUUACAACAACAACAACAUAUGAACCAUGUCUGAACCAGUUCGUGAAGACCAUGUACAUGACAAUGUCAUUGAAGAGCCUACUACCAUGGAGGUUCCUGCCUUCUUGGGCAUGACAGAACAACAAUCCCGUAUUUUGGUAGCUUUGUAUAACGAAACAGAUCCCGAAUUUGCAAAGCAAAUGCCAACUGCCUUACCCAUUGCUGCUCAACAACUUGCAACUGAAUAUGAAAAACGCAAUAGCGUUGGUAAAAAGCUUGAACGUGCUAAUGUUAAAUGGUCUGAUGAAUUCAAAAUAUUUGAUGAUUGUCAACAUGAAGCUGUAGAAAGAUUAUCCACAACUGACAUGAAUAUUGAUAAAGCAGCUGCUGAUUUACAAUUAGAAGAAGAUCAAGACAGUAGCAUUCAUGAUCUUAUCUUGGGUAGUUUAUUAUAUGGUGGUAUUCGUCGUGAACCCUCAGGUCCCAAUGAUCGUGCCUCCAUGAGCCCCGUUGCUAGCCCUAAUUUCGAAGGCGCUAAACGAUUAUUAGAACGUGCAUUUGAAAAGGGCUAUUCAAUGGCAGCUGUUCAGAUUGGUUCAAUUUAUAUGCAAGAAGAGAAAAUUGCAGGCGGUAGUAAUAUGAAGAAUGGUGAAAAUGCAAAGCUUUUAUCUUUUAAUUGGUAUAAGAAAGCUGCCGAUGUAUCAAAUCCUAUGGCUUGUCAUAAGGUUGGUUUCUUUUUAGAGAAUGGUAUUGGUUGCGAGAAAAAUAUUAAAAAAGCAAUUGACUAUUAUGAAAAAGCCUUUGAACAAGGUUAUCCCGACUCUGCUCAUAAUUUGGGUCUUAUUUAUCAAGGAUUUACACAAGAUACUUCAUCUUUUAGAGAUAUUAAGAAAUCCAUUGAUUAUUUCGAAAGAGCUAAACAAUGGGGUUUCUCUGCGUCAUGCAAUGCUCUGGGUAGAAUGUAUUUGUUAAUGUCUAAAAAUUCCGAUUUGGCUAAAGAAGCAGGUAAUCCUGGUAGUGAACCAGAAGACUAUAUUGUUACUGGUAUCGAGCUUAUGGAGGAUGCAGCUAAUAAUGGUGAUGCAGAUGCAAUGAUGAUGCUUGGUUUAAUCUUUGGAUCAAAGGAUUAUGGACUUUAUGAUAUGGAUAAAGCACAAAACUAUAUGGAAUUAGCACUUGUUCGUGGUGACCUCGAAGCCUAUAAUUAUUUAGUUCGUAUUUUAAGAGCUAAAAUGGCGGCACGUGCUGCACUUGAAAAGGAAAACUUUGAAAAUUUUGAAAAAUUAAGUCAAGCAGAUCAAGAGAAAUUGAUUCGUCAGUUGGCAAAGGAAGCUAGUCCAGAGAGCACACUUCAUCGUCAAUGUGCUAAUAUGUCAUGUGAUAAAAAAGAGCAAACCCCUAAUACAUUUAAACGUUGUGGUCGAUGUCAACGUGUAGCCUAUUGUUCCCGUGAAUGUCAAAAGGAACAUUGGAAGGCUGGUCAUAAAGUUGUAUGUAAAAGUCCCGAAGAAAAAUAAUAUAUACAUAUAAUGUAAUUUAUAUACAUAUUCUUACUUACUUACUUACGUACAUACAUACAUACAUACAUACAUAUAUAUAAAUAUAUAUAAAAUCUUUUAUUUUUAUACCAAA